AGAUGCUGAGGAUGAUAGCUUUUAGCCUGACUCUGAUGUUUCUUUGGCAGAAUAGUUAGAGGUCAGUCUGGCCUGUAAAAGCAUCCCAUCCCUAUUCCUUCUCCUCCUCCUCUCAGGAGAAAACUUCUAAACUUUUAAAUGUAAGAGGCAGAUGAGCUGAGAACCUGGAAGCGGAUUGCAUCUGACUCCAAAAGUUCUUCCUUCUUGCUGUCAUUACCUUAUGCUGCCACAAAGUGAACUGAUCAUCAGGGAAGGCAGAGCCCUGCUGGCACUGCUGGGACCCUGCCUUGAAGAGUCCCCUGCCAGUAGGCAGAGCCCUGGAGUCUGUCUCUUUUGGGCCAUCUGACCAAUCCCUCUGCUGGGCCUUGUCUGAGGUCCUUGACCAUCCCCGACCCCGGGAAGCAUCUCUCUCUGGCUUGGGUCACCUUAAGUGGAAAACUGAAGCCAUUACUCUCCAAACCCUGUUUCAUCUUCCCAAGUAUGUCAGAAAACUGGCAGCAGCCACCCCAGACACAGCCGCAGCCUCCGCCACCGCCACCGCAGCCGCAGCACCACGCGGAGCCUCCGCCAGCCCUGGCUGAGCACACGCUGCCCCCAGGCACGGCCGAGAACCCCCUGGGCUGCGCCGUCUAUGGCAUCCUCCUGCAGCCCGACCCGGGCCUGCAGCCCCCGCAGCAUGCGCCCCUGCAGGCAGCAGGCGAGCCGGGCCCCAAGUGCGGCGUGUGCGGUCACGACCUGGCGCACCUGGCCAGCCCGCACGAGCACCAGUGCCUGGCGGGCCAUGACCGCUCGUUCCAGUGCACGCAGUGCCUCAAGAUCUUCCACCAGGCCACCGACCUGCUGGAGCAUCAGUGUGUGCAGGCCGAGCAGAAGCCUUUCGUCUGCGGUGUCUGCAAGAUGGGCUUCUCGCUGCUCACCUCGCUGGCGCAGCACCACAGCGCGCACAGCGGCGCCGGCGGCCUCGUGAAAUGUUCCAUCUGUGAGAAGACCUACAAGCCAGCCGAGGCAGCCGAGCCUGCGGCCGCUGCCACCCCUUCGCUGCCUCCCCCACCCCCGCCGCCCUCGGUCGCCCCUGCUGAGCAGGCUGACAAACCCUACAGCUGCCCCAUCUGCCAGAAGCCCUUCAAGCACCUGUCGGAGCUCUCGCGGCACGAGCGGAUCCACACAGGCGAGAAGCCGUACAAGUGCACGCUGUGCGACAAAAGUUUCAGCCAGUCGUCCCACCUGGUGCACCACAAGCGCACGCACAGCGCCGAGCGGCCCUACAAGUGCGCCGUCUGUGAAAAGACCUUCAAGCACCGCUCUCACCUGGUGCGCCACAUGUACGCACACUCGGGCGAGCACCACCUGUUCCGCUGCAACGUAUGCGAGCUGCACUUCAAGGAGUCGUCGGAGCUGCUGCAGCACCCCUGCACCCCAAGCGGCGAGCGGCCGUUCCACUGCGGCGAGUGCCAGAAGGCCUUCAAGAGGCCGUCGGACCUGCGGCAGCACGAGCGCACGCACAGCGCCGAGCGCCCCUUCAAGUGUGACCUGUGCCCCAUGGGCUUCAAGCAGCAGUACGCGCUGAUGCGGCACCGGCGCACUCACAAGACGGAGGAGCCCUUCAAGUGUGGCCUGUGUGAGAAGGGCUUUGGGCAGCCCAGCCACCUGCUUUACCACCAGCACGUGCACACGCUCGAGACCCUCUUCAAGUGCCCGGUGUGCCAGAAGGGUUUCGACCAGUCAGCCGAGCUGCUGCGGCACAAGUGCCAGCCAGGGACCGCGGAGCGGCCCUUCAAGUGUCCCGUGUGCAACAAGGCUUACAAGCGGGCGUCAGCCCUGCAGAAGCACCAGCUGGCCCACUGCGCGGCGGCCGAGAAACCCCUGCGCUGCACCCUUUGCGAGCGCCGCUUCUUUUCCUCCUCCGAGUUCGUGCAGCACCGCUGCGACCCCGCCCGCGAGAAGCCUCUCAAGUGCCCGGACUGCGAGAAGCGCUUCAAGUACGCGUCGGACCUGCAGCGGCACCGGCGGGUGCACACGGGCGAGAAGCCCUACAAGUGCCCAAACUGCGACAAGGCCUUCAAGCAGCGCGAGCAUCUCAACAAGCACCAGGGUGUGCACGCCCGCGAGCAGCAGUUCAAGUGCGUGUGGUGUGGCGAGCGCUUUCUGGACAUGGCCCUGCUGCAGGAGCACAGCGCGCAGCACAGUGCCACCGCCGCGGCCGCGGAGGGUGCCUACCAGGUGGCCGCCUGCCUGCCCUGAGGCCACCCCCUCCCGGAGCUCACACCAGGCCCGGCCCAGCCUCCUCACAGUACUACUCCCCGGGAACUCCACUCACCUCAGUGUUCUGAAGGCGGUGGCAGGUGGCCAUGGGGGUGCCUGGCACUCCUGGCCCCUACCCGGAACCAUGAGAGGAGCCAGAUUGCUGUAGCUGGUUCUGAUUCCAUAAACUCCCUCCCACCACAGGAUUCGGCUUCUGGAGAGUUGCCAACCUCCCUUGUGUGGGGGGUGGGAGUUGGGGGACAGGGACGGAGCUGGAACCAGGCUGGACGUCAACUGGCCUCUCCCCACCCCAAGGUGGGGGUGAUGCCAGUCCAACCUUCCCAAACCCCCUUGGCCUAAUUAGAAACCACAGAGGAUGAUCAUGGUAGGGCCUGGGAGAAGGGCCUGGACCCCAGAGGGCCCUCCCCCCCAUUCAACUGAUGUGGGGCAGGGGGAGAAAGCCAGCUUUGUGACAGCAGUCCUGGGGAGCGGGAGGCAGGCAGUGAGCUACACCCCUGUCUGCUCUAGCCAGGAGAUUUCUGACAGGUGAGAUGGACAGGAUGGGGGUCUUCGGGCUGGGUUUGCUGCAAGAGCAGUCAGCCCAGCCAGAAGGGGAGCUGGAGGGGCUGUUUUUUGACACAGCCAGGGCAGUGCCAUUCAGUGGAGGGGAGUAGCCUCUUUUCCCCGAGGGCUAAUUCCACUGAUUUGGAAGCACCCCUCUCACUUUUGUGGCAUGUUCAGAGCUGUGGUGGCUAAUGUCCACCACACAGAACCGCCGGGGUAAGCUGGAGGGGGGGGGGGCGCUGUUAGACCACCUGGCUCUGGAGGAAGCAGGGUCAAGCCAUGAACUCCCCAGCAGAUGCAAAUAAGUGUCCUCCCCACUAAAUUCUGUGAACCAAAGCCUCAGGGGCGUGACCCCACUCAGCCAGCCCCAGCCCUGCCUCCCGCCAAGACCAGGCUGGGACCAGGUCAGGGAGGCAAAGGGCUGCAGGAACAGCCUCUCACCCCGGAGUGUCCUCCCAGCCCAUAAGAAUCGUCUCCCCCAGCCCCAGGCUGUCUGGCUGCUGGCCUGAACAACAUCUAGCUAUUUCCAAGGCCAGAGCAUUCUCCCUUAGGUCCUCCUGUCCACGGGUGCGUGGAGCUGAGAGUGUCCAGGGCACGGGGCUGGGCUGGGGCUGUUGGGGCGAGCAGUGGGCGACGUGCACGCAGGUGGAUGGAGUUGCCGCCUGCCUCUGGUUGGCCUGCGUCCUCAGCAGACUGGCCUGCUCCCUCCUCGGGAAGCCCAGAAGGACCCUUAGGAUCACAAUGAUCAUUGUGAACCUGACUCUGCCCCCUGCCCUCUCGCAGCCCCACCUCUCCCUGGCCUUGGGUUUUGGAAGAAGACUUGAAUCAGUGCUCCGAUGGCCCAGAAGGGCAGGGAGACCCGGUCCCCUCCUGUGCCUACUGAGAGGGGCUGCCCCUUCCCCCUCCAAAGACAUGGAACACAGGCUUACAAAAGUCCCAACUGCUAGUUUUUUCCUUUCAUUUUGCUUUCUAAAAGCAGUUUGUUAUACUAUUCAUACUAUUGUAUAGUUUAAUUUCAUUUCAUUUUGGAUCUUAUAUAAAAAUGUGAGAAUUUGGAUUUUUAAAAAGAAUGACUCCAUUUUAGGUAGCCACCUUUGAUGUUAAUAUAUAGUGAGUCCAACAUAUUCUUUAGAAGUAAAGACAUUGACCAUCA
Choloepus didactylus (southern two-toed sloth) is the source of this 3958-nucleotide messenger RNA. It is a transcript of the gene ZNF319, whose product is annotated as zinc finger protein 319. The record is from RefSeq and is a predicted model, not a curated record. Bases 481 to 2241 code for a protein of 586 amino acids. Lineage: Eukaryota; Metazoa; Chordata; Mammalia; Pilosa; Megalonychidae. Gene Ontology annotation, biological process: regulation of DNA-templated transcription. Gene Ontology annotation, molecular function: DNA-binding transcription factor activity, RNA polymerase II-specific; RNA polymerase II cis-regulatory region sequence-specific DNA binding. The transcript has 2 exons.